Cryptomeria japonica (Japanese cedar) is the source of this 1122-nucleotide messenger RNA. RefSeq names its product G-type lectin S-receptor-like serine/threonine-protein kinase SD2-5. Bases 1 to 1122 code for a protein of 373 amino acids. Gene Ontology annotation, biological process: protein phosphorylation. The record is from RefSeq and is a predicted model, not a curated record. Gene Ontology annotation, molecular function: ATP binding; protein kinase activity. NCBI's taxonomy places the organism in Eukaryota, Viridiplantae, Streptophyta, Pinopsida, Cupressales, Cupressaceae. The transcript has 4 exons.
AUGGUUUGGAGCUCAAACAGAGACCACAUGGUGCAGGAAAACGCAACCCUUAUACUUACCUCCACUAAAGAACUUCUGUUAAUGGACACAGAUGGCAGUCUCGUCUGGUCUACAAAUACUUCUACCCAAGAUUUUGAAGGGAUAGUGAUAAAAGAAUCAGGAAACCUUGUUCUCUUGAACACCUUCAACGGGACAGCAAGAUCUGUAAUUGACUAUGUAACAAUCUUUACUGAUGAGCUCACUUUGUGCAAGUAUCCAACGCCAUGUGGAAGCUAUGGUGUUUGCACAGGUGCGCAGUGUAGCUGUCCAAAAGAGGGCAAUGUUUUUUAUCAGGUUGACGCCACAAAGCCCAAUUUAGGCUGCCUUACCCACAGACCUGUUGUAUGCUCAGAUACUUCCAUAAACAAUAACAGCGCUAGUGGUGGUCACCUUUUGGAGCUGGAGCAUUAUGGUGCCAAUUUUUCCAGAGAUCUUUUUUAUCUGGAGUCCAAUGGCUUUUCUCUUCAAAUGAAUAAUCAAAGCGAUGAGUUUUAUAAUUCUACUGCUUAUAUUAAAGUUCACUUAAUGCCUGAGAAGAAUAAGCAUUUAGUUUUAGUUACCACUCUUUCUGCUAUUGGUGGAGUACUUCUCUUGUUUCUGUUAUUAUGUUCAUGCAUAAGGAAGUAUCUAAAGGUCAAACAAGAAAAGGAAAAACAUGAGGAUGAUCGCAUUGAUCUGCCGGCAAGAUUACCGCUGCAUUACUCGUUCCAAGAAUUGCAGAUUGCUACAAAUAAUUUCAGUGUAAAGUUGGGAAGAGGGGGAUUUGGUUCCGUUUAUGAAGAAAAAACCCAUCGAAUGCUCGUCUACGAGCAUUUACCAAAUGGGUCUCUAGAUAUAUGGAUAUUUCCGAACAAGAUGCAUCAUUAUAUUGCAAGAGGAUUAGCAUAUUUACACGAGGAUUGUCGAGAAAAGAUUAUAUAUUUCGACAACAAACCUCAGAACAUUCUUCUAGACCAAAAUUUCAAUGCGAAGGUCUCAGAUUUUGGCUUGGCAAAGCUGGUUAAGAGAGAGGAAAGUGAAGUUAUAACCUUGCUGAGAGGGACACCAGGGUAUACAUUUCACGAAGAAGGCGGAUGUAUUUAG